Effrenium voratum is the source of this 1373-nucleotide messenger RNA. NCBI's taxonomy places the organism in Eukaryota, Dinophyceae, Suessiales, Symbiodiniaceae. The record is from the annotation of a GenBank genome assembly.
GAGAAACCUUACUUGACAAGAGUGGGAAAUUUGGAUUUCUGCAUUAAUUUGAACGUGCCAUCGUGAAACUAAAAUCCUUUCGCCACGAAUGCGUGCGUUUCCGUUCUGGACUUGAUGUCACAGAGCGCCUGCACUGUGCCGCCCUGGAAGGUCAAAGCGUACUACUUCGCAAGUUUCGGUUUCUUUGCAACCUUUGAGCGAUAUGCCACGUUGUACUUUGAAGCUGAUGGCUUUAGUGCUUCACAAAUCGGCUUCAUGAUUGCAAUGCGUCGUGCGAUCCAAACAUUGGCAACUGCAUUUUGGAAUGCUCUUGCCGACAGAACGAAGCGGGCACGGACCAUCCAGUUGGCCACCUUGGCCAUUAGUGCUGCUCCAUUUUUAUGCCUCAGCAUUCCAGUUGACCACGAUGAGCGCGGUUUCAUUCAGCGCUGCCUUGGGCUUUGGAUAUUUUCUUUCAUAGGAACGCCGUCCACAUCUAUCAUGGAUGCUCUUGCCCUGGCUGCAUGCAAACAAGAUGCCCAGAGAUGGGGUGAGGCGCGAAUCUAUGGAGCUGUUGGUUGGGGUGUGGUGCACCUGUUGCUAGGGCCCAUGAUGGAUCUCCUGGGCUUCAACCUGAUGUUUGAUUCCUUUGCAUUUAUGGGAGGUAUACUUUUUGUGGUGACUCUGGAAAUGCCAGAGUCUUGUGGUGAUUCGGAUGCAAAGGUUAGCGCAAGAUCCAUUUGGAACAUUUUCAAGAAUAACCGUUUCUUCUUUUGCAACAUUGCAGUACUUGGUGCAGGCUUUGCCAUGGUGGAAGGGAUGCUUUUUUUGCUUUUGCGCGACAUGAAGGCUUCUACCAUGUUGUGCGGCUUGUCGGUCGUGGUGACUGUCAUUUUUGAACUCCCAAUCUUUGCACGCUCGCAGACCUUGCUGGACCGUUAUGGCACCCGUAGGCUUUUGGCUGCCGCGCAAGCAGCUUGGGUGGUACGAGCCGCUUUUUACUGGAAGAUGUCAGUUGCCUGGAUGGUCUUGCUGGUGGAGCCUUUGCAUGGCAUUACCUUUUCCCUUGCCUGGAUUGGUGCCAUUGACUACGUAGCAAGGCCGGAGAUUUGUGAGGGCUUGGAAGCAUCAGCACAGGGCAUCCUUUCAGCCAGCUUCCAUGGCGUGGGACCCAUCAUCGGCUUGCUGGGCGGGGGCUUCCUAUUUGAUACUCUGGGGAGCCACGAGGCCUACAUGGUUUUCGCAGCAUGCGUGAUGAUUUCUGGCUUGGUUUAUUGGAGGUACAGCUCAGAUCCCAAGAUGUCUCCUUCACAGAAUCCGCACACAAUCGGGAAGACAAGGGAGUCAUUAGAACUGGCUUGCCGCGUGGACUCACGUUGAGCCAAGUGAGUGCA